UGCCGGACGAAAUAGGAAAGUAGUCAACAUCUCCAUGGACAGAUUAAGGAAACAGUCCAUUCUGUCUAUUCCAUACGACGAGGAAGGACUGUGCUGUGCCAAAGCUAUUGUUUAUGCCUUGGCGCAUUUGAACAAGGACACGAGGGCCAUUAAUGCAUUGAGAGAUCGGCGUAAUCCAACUCUGAUGAACCGCGCAAGGGAACUUCAUUUGGAUGCGAAUGUAUCUUUAGGCCCUUGCACUUUUGUAGAAAUUGCCAUAUUUGAAGAGCACUUGGACACACAAAUUGCAGUGUUCUCUUCGGAAAAUUUGAAUAGGGUGGUCUAUAAAGGCAAAGAGAGGCCUCAACGGAUCAAUUUGUGGCUCCACGAUGGACAUUACGACGUCAUCAAAUCUCUGAAAGGAUUUUUCGGCAGCAACCAUUAUUGCACAACCUGUGAAAAGGCCUACCAAAUGCCUGAAAGUCAUAGAUGUGCCAAUGCCUGUCCCAUAUGCUUGAGGACCGACUGCUUUCCGGGCCAGCCCCAACGAUGCCAGAAUUGUGAUCGCCUUUGCCGAUCCCAUGCCUGCUUUGAAGCACACAAAGCCCUGACUGGAAAUCAAGAAUUUUCGCUUUGCGAUAGAGUAUACCAGUGCAGAGAAUGCUGCCAAGUGAUCCGGAGGCGGGAUUGCCCUAAAGAGCUUCACAGAUGUGGAACCACCAAGUGUCCGUCCUGCGGCCAGUUUGUCGUGGCUGCUGAGCACCGUUGUUAUUUGCGACGUGUUCCUCCGAAGAAGUCUGAUGACAAGUUCAUUUUCUUUGACUUUGAAAUGGACCAGUCUUCGGGGGAGCAUCUCGUAAAUUCCGCGGUGGCUCAGUAUGCCGACGGCACAGAAAAGUGUUUCCGGGCUACACGGCAUGCCAAGAUUUCUGCGCCUGGCUGUUCACCUACACAGCACAAGGGCUUCACCGCCGUGGCACACAACAUGAAAGGGUUUGACGGACAGUUCGUGAUGGCCUGGCUCCUGGAGCAAGGCACAGCGCCGGAGGUGAUCCCUAACGGGUCUAUGAUCAUGAGUGUAAGACACCCGAGUCUCAACAUUCGGGUCAUAGACUCGUUAAACUUUUUACCGAUGGCGUUGGCCAAACUACCGGGGUGCUUCGGUCUCAGCGAGUUAAAGAAAGGAUACUUCCCUCAUCUCUUUCAACUCGAGGGAAAACCAGAGUUAUGUCGGACCGCUGCCUGA
This is a messenger RNA of Stegodyphus dumicola, 1225 nucleotides long. RefSeq lists its product as uncharacterized. The record is from RefSeq and is a predicted model, not a curated record. Gene Ontology annotation, biological process: DNA replication. Lineage: Eukaryota; Metazoa; Arthropoda; Arachnida; Araneae; Eresidae. Gene Ontology annotation, molecular function: nucleotide binding; DNA binding; DNA-directed DNA polymerase activity.